Molecule: messenger RNA, 2485 nt
Organism: Myotis brandtii (Brandt's bat)
Lineage: Eukaryota; Metazoa; Chordata; Mammalia; Chiroptera; Vespertilionidae
Gene: CCDC17
Product: coiled-coil domain containing 17
Exons: 14
Coding region: 98-1984 (628 amino acids)
Source: RefSeq, a predicted model, not a curated record
GCUCUGACUUUCUGUUUCAUCCUCUUCUCCCUUUCCCCUGCUCUCUGUCCUGUCCUCUGCAGGUCUUGGCUUGGUAUCAGGGAAGGGGUUCCAUCCCAUGGCCUCCCACUCUGGGGAGCCAGGGCUCCUGCCCUGUGGAUCCUGUGACAUGGUUUUCCGCUCCUGGGCCCUGUUGGCCACUCACACUCAGCGCUUCUGCAUUGGCCGUUUGACACGGGAGGUGACACUUGGAGCACAGCCCUCAAAAGCCUCGGAACCACAAGGUCCCAUGGUUGCGGCGUCACAAGAACACCAGGGCUUCCCAGAGCAGGAAGCCAGCAAAUCAGCUUUAAGGAAGCUAACAGAAGAGGUGCAGGGUCUGCGGCUGUACUUGGAGGAAAUGCAACCCUGGAUAACAGCAAUUCCCAGGCAGUCCGUGGAGCCCUGGGGGCGUCCAAAGGCUCCCACCCAGGGCCCCAACUCCGAGGCUGCUGGGAGCCCCAGCGAGCGGCUGCGGGCCCUGCAACGGACUCACACAAUACGCGCGGCAGAGACAGAGGCACAGAGCCUGGCCCUGGAGCUGCGCGGCGAAGAACUGAACCGGCGCCUCCAAGGUUUGGCCCGCAACCGGGGCGGUAUAUCACGCCUAUUAGGCCUGGAGCGGGAGCUUGUAGAACUCCGGGCGGAGGCCGGGCGGACCAGGGGAGCUCUGGAGGUGCUAGGAACGCGCGUUCAGCAGCUACAGUCUGAGCCCCGGACUGAGCAGAACUCCUUGCAAGGGGCAGAACUCUGUUGGCCGGUGCUACCGUCCAACCCAGGGACUCUGGCUGCUGAGAUUGGGGCCCUGCGUGAGGCCUACAUUCGAGGUGGGGGUCGGGACCCCGGCGUUCUGGGCCAGAUAUGGCAGCUGCAAGUGGAGACAUAUGCUCUGGAGCUUCGACGGUCACGUACCCACAGGGGAAGGCGGGCAGGUUCCACAUCUGGGAAACUUCUAGCAGUGGAGACUGAAAACCAGCGUCUGGAGGCAGAAAUUCUGGCUUUGCAGAUGCAGAGGGGUGCAGGCCGAGCACCCUGGGGGUCCCGAGAGCCACAAUUUGUGGCCAAUCCCAGCCUGCGCCUGAGAAAGGAAGAUCCCCCAUGCCUCCCACCACCGGUGGCUCCCCCGCUGCCACCACUUCCACACUCCACAGGCAUCCUAUUCUUGGGUGGCACAGAAAAGACUCCACAGCUUCCUGGAGCCAUGAGCAGGAACCUGGGCCUGGAUCCAUACUUUGUCCUGCCCCCAGCUAAUGUUCUGGGCCCUGCUCCCUACGACCCUGGGGCUGGCCUGGUCAUCUUCUAUGACUUCCUGCGGGGCCUUGAGGCUUCUUGGACUUGGGUGCAACUAAUGACUGUCUUGGCCCGAGAUGGACGGGAUAUAGGAGGGACCACAGCUUUGCCCCCAGCCCUUUGUUUGCCCCCUCCUCUAGCUCCUGGGCCCAUGGGCAACUGUGCCAUCCUUGCCAGCAGGCAGCCUGUACCCAGACUCCCACCCUCACCAUCACUAUCCCUGCUCUGUGAGUUACAAGCCUGGCAGGAGCUGGCAGGGGCUAGGGCACCACAACCAAAGGCCUGGGCCUCACUGGUGCUCUUUGACCGGGAUCAGAGGGUACUUAGUGGCCGUUGGCGUCUCCCACUUCGGGUCCUUCCUCGGGAUCCCAGCCUUAGCCUUGGGCAGCUGAAUGGAAUUCCCCAGGUAGGUCAGGCUGAGCUCUUUCUGCGGCUGGUGAAUGCAAGAGAUGCAGAUGUACAAACACUGGCAGAGAUCAAUCCAGCCAGUGCCCACGAGUACCAGUAUCCACCUCUGGUGCCCAGCUCAGCUUCACUGGAAGCCAACUCCCUUGCACCAACAGCUGGCUUUGUUGACCCCCCUCCUCCUGCAGAAGAGCCCCUUGACAGCAGAGUCAAGGGUAGAGAUGAAGGUUUGGGCCCCACCAGCUUUGACCCAUCCCCAUUGGCUUUCUGAGUCCAGAAUGUGGGUAUGAAUAGCUCACCAUGUACAGGACUAGGUCCUAAUUGAGGCCUAUUCCCAGACCUACAGCUUUACUACUGUUCUGACGGAGGGUCUAGAAGCAAAAAGCAGAUGCGCACAAAAUGUGAGCUCCAACCAUAGCUUUACCACCUUAAGGCUAAAACUAUUUGGCCUUUCUUUACCUGUUUUCCCUUUGUAAAACAGAAUGAUGAGAGGAUUAAAUAUUGUCAGGUAUUUGCAGUAUCACCUGGUAUAUAGGAAGUUCUUUGAAAGGUGACUAAAGGAGCACUCUUUAAUCAAAGCUUUUGUUUUUGCUAAAAAUCAGUUUUAUUGGCACACUUCAUUCAAAUCCAAGUUUUCUCAGGACAUCCCCCAGGAAGCCUUGCAGGUUCUCAACAGGAAGAUCUUGUAGCCAUAUACUAGUGGCCCAGUGCACAAAAUUUGUGCACAUUAAAAGGGAUUAGAGGAACCGAAACCGGUUUGGCUCAGUGGAUA